ACAACAGUUGUUCUUCCUCCCAAGCAGACACUCCCUCAAAUGCGAUGACUCAGCAGCUACAGGAUGAAUUUGACAGUAGCGUGGAGAAUGCAGAAGCUUGGAUGAAGGCCAUCCAGGAGAGGCUGAGGAUCAAUGACAACACCAAAGGACCUCGAUCUGCCCUAGAAGCCAGACUGAGAGAGACUGAGAAAAUACGUGCACUGGAACCAGAAGGCAGCUUGAAAAUGGACUUGAUUCUUGUGAAGGCAGAUGCUGCUCUUCGCAGCAUCAGUGAGGAUAAGAAGCAUGAGGUACUCUCCAAACUAAAAGACAUUAAAGCCCUGUGGGAAGAGACAGCCAUAUACAUUACUCAUUGUCACAGCCGCAUUGAGUGGGUCUGGCUGCACUGGAGCGAGUACCUGAAAGCCCAAGACGAGUUUUACACAUGGAUUCACAACAUGAGGGUAACCUUGGAGCCUGACAUUGAGUUGCAGCUUGGCUUAAAGGAGAAGCAGUGGCAGCUGAGCCACGCUCAGGUUUUGCAGAAUGAUGUCCUAAAUCAGUCAGUCCUGCUGGAAAGGCUGCUGGAGGAAGCCACUUCAUUGUUCAGCAGGAUAGGUGACCCCAGUGUUGAUGAGGAUGCUCAGAAGAAAAUGAGGGUGGAAUAUGAAGGAAUCAAGCAAGAAGCUCAGAACAGAGUGAAACUUCUUGAAAUGAUAACCAAGGAACAUGAGCAGUACAGCGCCAAUGUCAACCAGUUUCAGUCGUGGCUGAAUGGUGUCACAGAGAGAUUAAACUGCUGCAUUGGAGGAGCAACCAAGUCUUCAUCAGAGGACAAGCUAAAGACACUGAAGGAAAUUGCCAAAGACAUUAGGAGUGGUGGAAAGAAAUGGAAGCACCUUGAAAGUCAGUGUGCAGAAGUGAUUCAGAAUACCUCUCCACUUGGAUCUGCAAGACUAAAGGAUGAGCUUGAAGAGCUAAGAAAAGCCUUGGAGAAGUUGAAACUUCUGAGUAGUGAGGAGGAGGAGAGAGUGCUCAAAAUCCAACAGUCUGAAAGUGCCUAUGAGUCCCAAGCCAGACAAUUAGAAGCAGACAUCCAGAAGCUGAGAAAAGAUCUGCAGAGACUAGAAAAUGACCUGGACCCUGGGGAAGGGGAAAAGACUGAAGAUGAAUUUGUAGCUCUGUGGAGAAAAUGCAAUGCAACAAGAGCAGCUCUGGCUGCAGAAGAGUCAAAGAUUGAGAGGCUGAAGGCUCAGCUUAAAGAACUGCUACGGUUUUCCCAAGAUGUGCAGCCACAUGCUGAGAGUGUUGUCUCUGCAAUACACCAGUAUCAAAGGGUUAGAGGCAAGACUUCUAAAAUGAGCACUGAUACAGAAACCCAACUGAGGAGACUCAUCCAAAAUCCCCUGCAAAGUUUUGAACAGUGGAAGCCAUCAGUCCAGAUGCUCCUGGAGACUCCAGAGCCAGAACUGGCUCACAUCGAGGCUGCUCUAGCUGAAAGCUCCCAGUUCAAGGAGAAGUUGAUGACAUUACAGCUAAAGAAAGAUUUGCUGAACAAUGUCCUCGGUGAGGAAAAAGCAGCAUCUUUCCUUCAAGAAGUAGCUGAAGCUUCAAAAGAGAGAGAAAUUCUACACAAAAGUCUGCUGCAAAGCAAGAGCAAACUCCAGAAUUUGAUAUUACAACACAAGAACUUUGAUGCUGGUUUUGCACCAUUGCAGAAGAAAUUAUCUGCCAUCAAAGCCAAAUUAGAUCUGGAGAAGGAACCACGGCCUGACCUCUUGGGUAAAAAGACUCAACUCCAGAGACUCCAGAUGAUCCAAGAUGACUUGGCCGAGCUUGCAAUUCACAUGGAGGAGAUAGAGAAGCUCGUUCAGUCAAAUGCCACACACAGGCAUGAAAUGAACCAACUCUCAUCUGACUCUCAGGCCCUGAAGAGAUCACUAGAGAUGAUGAUACAGCAGAGUGAAGACCGCGUUCAGAAGCAUUGGGCAUAUAAUGACAAACUGUCUGACCUCCAGCAGUGGAUCUCAGUAACCAGGGAGAAGAUUGAGUCCUGCCAGGAUGCUGAGGAAGAGCAGAACACCGAGGGCAGGCUGGAAGACCUGGAGAGAUUGCUAGCUGAAUUUCCAGAAAAGGAGAUCCUGCUGCACCUUGUGGAAGCUCAUGGCCAGUUGCUCAUGGAGAAUUCUUCUCCAGAGGAGAUUGUCCAUAUCCAGGCAGAGCUGGAUCAGCUGAAGGAGUCAUGGAAAUCACUGAAGGAGAUGGCAACUGGUCUCCUCAAAAAGUGGCAGUUAGACAGACCAGUGGCUGACAAGAAGAAAAGAGCAUUUGUGGACAGCAGAUGGAUGUCUAGACCUGCUUUCCACCUUUUUGAUGUCGAUCCCAACCAUAAGCAGGAGAAAAUGGGAGAAUGGCAAAGUACAAGCAGCCACUUAAAGCUCCUACAUGACUUUGAAGAGUGGCUACGAGGAGAAAACACCAAACUGACCAAAAUUCUUGCUGGGACUCCAUCUUCUGCAGAGGAAAUCAAGGCACACCAGCAUAAACUUGAGGAGCUGCAGUCUCGUGUGCCUCAUGGUCAGCAUCUCUUUGAGGACCUCCUCCAUCUUCACCCUGUCUUUGGAAAUUCUGAAGACCUGGAGGACCUGCGUUACCGAUGGAUGCUCUACAAAUCUAAGCUGAGAGAGUCCAUGAGCUCGCCGAGUGCUGGACAUUUGGAGGAACCAGACAGAUUCAGAAAGAAGCGCUCCGGAGGCGUGUGCUCGUACCUGCACCGCGUGUGCCGGGCGGCACUACCAUUGCAACUGCUGCUCCUGCUCCUCCUGCUCCUGGCCUUCCUCCUGCCCCUGGCAGAAGAGACCCACAGCUGCACACUGGCCAACAACUUCGCUCGCUCCUUCAAGCUCAUGCUGAGAUACGAGGGCCCACCUCCAACAUAACUUCUUGGUGUGGCGCGAGGUGACUGGCAGAAUGCAGAUUCUUUAUUUCUAGUUGCUUCUGUUGUAGAUUUUAGGGCUUCUAACAUGGCCAUCAUGUCAACUGGAUAGAUCACAUAAUUGCAACAUAAGAUUAAUCCAUUUUAAUCAGGUAUUUGAGCAAAAUUAAUAUUUUUACAAAUUUUUUAUUAUUGUAUUUAUAAUAUGUAUAUAGAGAUUGUGUAUGUGUAUGUAUGUACAUAUAUAUAUAUAUAUAAAUGCAUAUCUGUGGUCAAACCAGCAACCACCAUCUACUCAUCCACUGUUUAAGGAUAAUUCUGCAAUGUUUCUGCCAUCUUUCUGCAAGCAAUACUGAAGGAUGGUGUUGUGGGAUUUUCUGGGUGAUUUUUAACAUCAGAUUCUUGUUUACAAAGACUGAAGUCAGAGCAAGUAUGAGAACAUUUGGCAUGCACCAGAGUGUAAACUGGAGAGCACAGUAGAAUCAUGUUUGAAUAGAGUGGUUGAUAUUCAGCCCAAGGAAGAUUUGGACUAUUCUCUUUGAAAACUUGAGCUGGUUUUACAGUAUCUGGAUACUGCAGGGAUUGCAGAAGCUAAUAGAAGUGUUUCUACUGACUUCAGUAGGAGUGGGGGUGGACCUCCUCUUGUUCUUAUUUUUUACCAGAUUUCUUUUCCAGCUACUGUAUUCUCCAGCCCACCUGAAUCAGGAGAGGUGGAAUACAGUGGGAAGAAAGC
Messenger RNA from Cyanistes caeruleus (blue tit), 3647 nucleotides. RefSeq names its product spectrin repeat containing nuclear envelope family member 3 (gene SYNE3). Gene Ontology annotation, molecular function: actin filament binding. The record is from RefSeq and is a predicted model, not a curated record. Lineage: Eukaryota; Metazoa; Chordata; Aves; Passeriformes; Paridae. Gene Ontology annotation, biological process: nuclear migration. Gene Ontology annotation, cellular component: cytoplasm; nuclear outer membrane; meiotic nuclear membrane microtubule tethering complex.